UCCAGACUCGCUUGAGACGCAUUUAGUGAACGGGAUUUGAACAAGAGGGGAACCGGACAAUUCACUUUGAUAAAUCGAGGCAUGGCUUUCAGGAAUGGCUCUGCUGUUCAACUGCACCUUAAAACGUGCAUUCUUUUACUUUUAGGGGGUCUGUUAAUCGAAGCUGUCCCAGAGCAAGGAAGCAUGUACAUGUGGAUUGAUGCCAAUCAAGCAAGAAUAUUAAUUGGUUUUGAGGAAGAUAUUUUAAUAGUCUCAGAGGGGAAAAUGGCCCCAUUCACAGACGACUUCAGGAAAGCACAGCAGCGGAUGCCAGCAAUACCUGUCAAUAUCCACCACGUGAACUUCACCUGGCAAGCCACUGAUCAGGCAGAGUUCUUCUAUGAGUUUCAGACACUGCGUUCAUUGGACAAGGACAUAAUGGAUGACCCCACUGUCAAUGUUCCUCUGUUAGGCUCUGUGCCGCACAAAGCAUCUGUGGUCCAGGUGGGCUUCCCAUGCCGAGGUGACCAGGAUGGUGUUGCAGCAUUUGAGGUGACCAUCUUGGUGAUGAAUGCUGGUGGAAACAUAAUCCUGAGGACUCCACACAACGCCAUCUUCUUCAAGACUUGCCAAAGAGCAAAGUGUCCUGGUGGUUGUCGCAAUGGAGGCUACUGCAAUGAGAGGCAAGUUUGCGAGUGUCAGGAUGGUUUUUAUGGCGUGCACUGUGAGAAAGCUCUGUGCUCCCCUAGAUGUCUGAAUGGUGGUCUGUGUAUGAGUCCAGGCAUGUGUAUAUGUCCUCCCGGCUACUAUGGACCCAGCUGUGAGAAAGCUAACUGCAGCACCACCUGUUUGAACGGAGGGACGUGUUUCCAUCCUGGAAAAUGCAUCUGUGCCGCUGGCUUUGAGGGCAGCCGCUGUGAGCUGAGUAAAUGUCGACAACCUUGCAGAAAUGGAGGCAAAUGCAUGGGUAGGAACAAAUGCAAGUGCAGCAAAGGUUACCAUGGUGAUCUGUGCUCCAAAGCUGUCUGCGAACCCAGCUGUGGAGCACACGGGACCUGCGUAGAGCCCAACAGGUGCCAGUGCAGGGACGGCUGGCAUGGACGUCAUUGCAAUAAGAGAUUUCGUGGUGCAACCUCGAACAGUCAGAGGGCCUCUGCUUCCAAGCACAAGUCACAGCCUGCAGUAGUAAAGGACACCAAGGAAGCCCCCGAAUCCAGUCAGCACUCUGACACCAACUAUGUGGUUUAAACCUGUACAUUUUAGCCAAUGGUGUCUGGCCACUCCCUCCCUUUCAAUACCUCCUUCCUUGAAACAAAUCUUUGAUCCUCUUCUUCCGAUCCUAAUCAGUGCCAACGUGACACUCCCAAGCUGGACUGCUGCUUUCUCAGAGCAAGACUUGUUUUUGUAAUACAGUCACAGUGUCUUAUUUUACCACAGUUCCUUUGAUAUAAUAUCUCCCAGAGUUCCCCUUCAAUGAGCUUCUGUCCUGCAUUAACUAUGUAGGGAGUGAGUUCUACAUGAGUCAUAGAGUUAUUUGUCUAGUGUGGUGAACGUCAGAGAUGUUUGUGAGUUGCCCUGUGGUUUAGCUUCACAUGUGGGGGUGAAUCACUGGGUGAAUUGUACAGUACAGCCAAAGAACUUCUGUGUGGGGAUCCAGCUUAGGAUGGUAAUUACUGUGUUUGGCUUGUGCUAAAGAUUUGUUUGAUUUACCUGCUUAUUUUGUAAACAUGUUGUUGUCAUUUCCUACACUGCAAAAUUAUUUUUUUAAUCAUUAUUUCUGUCUUGUUUUCCAGUAAAAAUAUAUACACAUUCUUAAAAGAAUAGUUCACCCAAAAAUGAAAGUUCUUUCAUCCUUUGAAUGACAGCCUCAUUCACCACCAUUCACUUUUAUUGUGUGGAAAAAGAUGCAAUUUCAAAAAGGAAAUUAAUUCAUGAGGGUGUGAAACAACAUAAGAGUUAGUAAAUAAAAGCUAUAACUAUAACUUUUGGAUAACUAACCCAAAUUUACAUGAGAAGCAAAUUUGCAUAACAUAUUAAAGGGAUAGUACACCCAAAAAUCAUUUACUCACUCACAAUUAUACAUAAGGGUGAGUAAAUGAUGAGAGUAUUUUCAUUUUUGGGUGUACUAACAGUUUUGAGAAAAUAUAUUUUGAAUAAUUUUUCUUACCCCAUUGACAAAUAUUUUUUCUUGUUUUAAGCGUUAAUCUCACUCAAUUUUGUUAGACUAAGCCUUAAAGCAAGAAAAAAAAAUGCCAGUGGGGUAAGAAAAAAUUCAUUAAUUCAAGAGCCAAUGUUUAAUAAAAAUAAUUAUAAUAAAAAAAUAUAUAAUAUAUAAAAAUAUAAAAGUUUUAAUAUUUGGAUGUUAAAUUUUGUAUUUAUUUUUACAGGAAAACAAGAGAAAAGUGCUGAUUAAAUAAAUAUUUUGCAAUGUAUAUUAUUGUCACUAACAUAAUUGUUUCAUAAAAAACUAUUAUUUAGUAACGAGAUAUUUCUCAAACAAGUACUUGUUGAAUAUACCACUUUGUUGAAUAUGUAUCCUGUUUGUGCUAUGAAAAAUUGAAAUGUAUAGAUUAUAUAUAGAUAUGAUACAUUAGGGUAGCUAAUUCUACAUACUUACAUAUAACUAUGUGCAUAAGCUGCUUGUAACAUUAUAAACAUGACACACAAAAUAAUAUUUUCAUCCAUGUAACUUAAUGAAUUAUACAAAUAAAAUGUUCCAUUGUGUUGUCAUGGAGCUUGUCAAGAUCUAUGAACAGUUAAAGCUUUUCAAAUCCAAUAUAUGAAAGCAAACUCCAGACAGCCACUUGUUGGACGAGACUAAAGAUCAAUA
This is a messenger RNA of Xyrauchen texanus (razorback sucker), 2809 nucleotides long. RefSeq names its product wnt inhibitory factor 1 (gene wif1). Lineage: Eukaryota; Metazoa; Chordata; Actinopteri; Cypriniformes; Catostomidae. Gene Ontology annotation, molecular function: signaling receptor binding. The coding region runs from base 82 to 1227 and encodes 381 amino acids. Gene Ontology annotation, cellular component: extracellular region; cell surface. Gene Ontology annotation, biological process: anatomical structure development. The record is from RefSeq and is a predicted model, not a curated record. The transcript has 10 exons.